GCCAGCGCCAUGCAGCGUGCGGCGCGAGCGCUGGCCUGGGCUCUGCUCCGCGCCGCGCAGCCAUGGCUGCCGCGCCGCUCCUCGCCCUUCCCGCAGCUUCGCCGCCCGGCCUGCAGCGCCGCCGCCGCGGGGCAGGUGAAAGCCACGCACUAUGGCCUGGUGUACACCUGCAAGGUCUGCCAGACCCGAUCAGCCAAAACAAUCUCCAAGCUGGCCUAUCAUAACGGAGUGGUGAUAGUGAAGUGUCCCGGCUGCGGGAAUCACCACGUCAUAGCCGAUAACCUGGGCUGGUUCUCAGACCUGGAGGGCAAGAGGAAUAUUGAGGAGAUCCUGGCUGCCAAAGGGGAGAAGGUGAGACGUGUGGUUGGUGAGGAAGCUGUGGAACUGCUUCUGGAAAGCUCAGCAGAUACCAGGUCUCAAGGUCAGUCCUCAGAGGGAGAAAGUGGGGAACUGCCCCCAGAGACUGGCAGCAAGGCACAGACCUGACGAGUGGGAUUGGUGUCCUUCUGCCGGUGGCAGCAGAGACUUCUGACCUUUAUUCCAUGAUUUCAACAGUCUGUGUUUAAAAUAAACUGGGGUGUUGGUCUU
Dryobates pubescens (Downy woodpecker) is the source of this 588-nucleotide messenger RNA. It is a transcript of the gene DNLZ, whose product is annotated as DNL-type zinc finger. The record is from RefSeq and is a predicted model, not a curated record. Gene Ontology annotation, cellular component: mitochondrion. Bases 10 to 486 code for a protein of 158 amino acids. Gene Ontology annotation, molecular function: protein-folding chaperone binding; zinc ion binding. Gene Ontology annotation, biological process: protein stabilization; protein folding; protein import into mitochondrial matrix. The transcript is spliced from 3 exons. Lineage: Eukaryota; Metazoa; Chordata; Aves; Piciformes; Picidae.